UUCCGAUUCAACGAUGGAGUGUCGAUGUUUUAUUCUAUUCAUCUUCAGUAGUAUUAUUCUUACAAAAUGUUAUGCAACUGCCAGAUUCACUUAUGUUCUGAGUGCUCCAAAACAAUUUCGUGUUGAUACGGACAAUCUAGUUGUUAUAUCUACCAAAGAUAUCCAUGAUCAUAAUUCACAGAGUUUUGAACUGACAAUACAAUGUGGUGGUUAUCUACAGAAAGAGAAACUUGUUUUCAAUAAAGAUGGACUACAGACUGUUAACAUCUUUAUUCCGUCCUCAAAAGUCCCUCCAUCUGUACAAGAUGUAACCAUGGAACUUGUGAGUGGGGAAGAACAUCGAGGAGAGACCAUCCCUCUGAUUAAAUCUAGUGGUUUUAUCUUUAUACAGACGGACAAACCCAUCUAUUCACCCCGAGACAUUGUGAAAUUUCGAGUAUUGGCUAUAAAUGAAGAUCAGAGCCCAUCUACCAGUAAAGUAACUGUUGAUAUCACUAAUCCUAGUGGUAUUAUUUUGGACCGAAUGACGUAUGAGGGUCAAGAUGCAUUUAAAAAGAAAGAGUUUCACCUACCUACAGAAGCUGAUUUAGGUUUAUGGAAUAUAACUGCUGCUUUUGGAAAGGAUACAAAAGUCUCUGUUGCGGAAUUCGAGGUGAAGGAAUAUGUGUUACCUACAUUUGGUGUAACUAUAAAACCACGAGAGAAGAUAAUUAAUAAAACUAUGGAUUAUGUUAAUAUUGAUGUCGAAGCAAGAUAUUCCUAUACAAUCCGGGGUGUUAAAGGAAAAUGUACCUUAAGAUUGGGAUAUAUAGAUGAUGAUCAGAUAAUUCUCUUUAAGAAAACACAUAGAUCGAAACUGAAAUUGAGUGGAAGCGCAUCAUUCCAGAUUCCAAUGAUGAGUAUUUUAAGAUCGCAUAGUUUCCCUCCACAUGGUACACCAUUGUUUAUAGAAGUCAAUGUAACCGAGAGAGUCACCAAGAUCCAGGAAACCGGGGUUGAUAUGACGUCAGUGUUUGCUUCUGAUCCACAUAAGAUAGAAUUUUCCUCGUCAAAGGGUUAUUUUAUACCUGACUAUCCAUACCAAUUAAAGAUAGAUGUAUUAGAUGCAGUUAAUCGACCAGUUUCUGGCACGAAUGUCAACAUCAUUUUACUGGCUGGUGAUCAGCAGACAGAUUCAUUUGAAACACAAACUGACCACAAUGGACGUUGUACUUGGGUUUUAAAUAAAUCUCUGACCAAAGCUGUAGUUGAAUUGAAAUUUACAGUUAAUGUUUCUAAUGGACAGAAAAUGAGUUCAUCUGAGACAUUUAAGUAA
Molecule: messenger RNA, 1315 nt
Organism: Lottia gigantea (owl limpet)
Lineage: Eukaryota; Metazoa; Mollusca; Gastropoda; Lottiidae
Exons: 11
Coding region: 14-1315 (433 amino acids)
Molecular function (GO): endopeptidase inhibitor activity
Source: RefSeq, a predicted model, not a curated record